This is a messenger RNA of Photinus pyralis (common eastern firefly), 1323 nucleotides long. RefSeq names its product pro-resilin-like. Gene Ontology annotation, cellular component: extracellular matrix. The record is from RefSeq and is a predicted model, not a curated record. The transcript is spliced from 5 exons. Lineage: Eukaryota; Metazoa; Arthropoda; Insecta; Coleoptera; Lampyridae. Bases 1 to 1323 code for a protein of 440 amino acids.
AUGCCGCAUAAGAUUUCGUUGGUGGUUUUGUGUAUUUUGGGGGCCAUUUUAGCGGAACCACCAGUCGAACCCUACCCACCGGCACGGGGUCAAACGCCGGGGGCCACCUACGGUCCCCCCGGGUUCGAGCCUGGCUCGCCGAUUGGUUCUGGUAACGGUCACGGGGUUGAUAGCGACCAAAGGCCGGGAUCCAGUUACCUGCCACCGGGCCAGGGAAGACCCGGGUCAUCGUAUGGUGCACCUUCGAGUGGUAAUGGAUUUGGUGGUGGACGACCGGGACAAGGCGGCGGUAAUGGACACGGCACAGGUGGUCGCCCUAGCUCGACGUACGGAGCACCUGGGCAAGGAAAUGGCAACGGGCAUGGUUCAGGUGGUCGCCCCAGUUCAAAUUACGGAGCUCCUGGACAAGGGAAUGGUAACGGACACGGCCCCAGCUCAACUUACGGAGCUCCUGGACAAGGUAAUGGUAACGGACACGGCCCCAGCUCAACUUACGGAGCUCCUGGACAAGGUAAUGGUAACGGACACGGCCCCAGCUCAACUUACGGAGCUCCUGGACAAGGUAAUGGUAACGGACACGGUCCCAGCUCAACUUAUGGAGCUCCUGGACAAGGAAGUGGUAAUGGACACGGUUCAGGCGGUCGCCCCAGCGGUGCCUCAGGCAAUGGGUUUGGAGGUGGAAGACCCAGCUCAACUUACGGAGCUCCGGGUCAAGGAAACGGCAAUGGUCACGGAUCUGGAGGCCGCCCCAGCUCCACCUAUGGUGCGCCAGGUCGGGGUAACGGCAACGGGCACAGUUCCAAUGGACGCCAUGGCUCAGCGUUCGGAGCACCAGGUCAAGGUAACGGACGGCCGAGUUCGUCAUACGGAGCACCAGGACAAGAUACCGGUUUCGGCGGCGGAGCACAAGGACAAGGAUAUCCCUCAAACCAAGGCCAAGGGUACCUACCGCCACAAAGCGGACACGGCGCCGGAAACGGUUACGGAAGCAAUGCUGAGGAGUCAUCGGAGCCGGCAAAGUACGAAUUCGAAUACCAGGUGAACGACGAACAGUUUGGCACGCAGUUCAGCCACCAAGAGCAACGCGACGGCGACGUAGCAACAGGCGAGUACGAUGUACUUCUUCCUGACGGUAGAAAACAGAUUGUGCAGUACCAAGCAGAUACUGAAGGAUAUAAACCAAAGAUUAGUUACGAAGGCGAUGCGAGUAGCGGCGGCGGUUACCCGAGCGGCGGUCCUAGCGGGAGGCAGGGGGGUUACCCAAGCGGAGGCUCGGAUGGUUACCCGAGCAGCGGGCCAAGCGGUGGAUCCGGUCCAUACUAA